UGGGUAUCGAAGUUCUUUUCGGCUUGUUUUAGAAGGUUCUCCGACGUGGCCCAAAUCCAACUGGUCACCAGCAACAAGUAGCUGAAGUAACUGUAACCAAGUAAACCUCUCCUCUCGGAAGAGGUACUAACUAGGAAGGAUAAUAUGUCGAAGACAGAUGAGGUCGUAUGCGUUACCGGUGGAAGUGGGUGCAUUGGAUCAUGGCUCGUCCGUCUCCUCCUCGACCGUAAUUACACCGUCCAUGCCACUGUCAAAGAUCUCAAUGACGAGGGUGAGACGAAGCAUCUAGAAGCCCUAGAAGGAGCAUCGACGCGUCUCCGUCUCUUCCAGAUCGACCUCCUCGACUACAACUCCAUCUUCGCCGCCAUCAAUGGCUGCUCCGGCGUCUUCCACCUCGCCUCUCCUUGCAUCGUCGAUCAAGUCCAAGACCCCGAGAAGGAGCUUCUGGACCCGGCGAUCAAAGGAACGCUUAAUGUUCUGACGGCAGCGAAGCAGGCUGGGGUCAGGCGAGUGGUGCUGACAUCCUCCAACGCCGCCAUCAUUCCCAGCCCUUGCUGGCCGUCCGAUAAGAUCAAGGGUGAGGAUUGCUGGACCGAUAUUGACUACUGCAAGCAGAAGGGAUUGUGGUAUUCAUUGUCGAAAACUUUGGCGGAGAAAGCUGCGUGGGAAUUUGCCAAGGAGAAGGGAUUGGAUGUGGUUGUGGUGAAUCCUGGCACCGUGUUGGGCGAUGUCAUUUCGCCCAGGCUCAAUUCUAGCAUGGUGACGCUAGUGCGCCUUCUUGAGGGCUGCACUGAAACAUACGAGAACAUCUUUAUGGGAUCUGUGCAUUUUAAAGAUGUAGCUCUUGCACACAUUUUAGUGUAUGAGAACAAAUCGGCCACUGGUAGACACCUGUGCGUUGAAGCUAUAUCACAUUAUGGUGACUUCGUGGCCAAGGUAGCUGAACUUUACCCUGAGUACAAGGUGCCGAGUUUGCCGAAGGAUACCCAACCUGGGUUGCUGAGGGAAAAAAAUGGAGCGAAGAAGCUAAUGAACUUGGGUUUAGAAUUCAUUCCCAUGGAUCAAAUCAUCAAGGAUGCUGUUGAGAGCCUAAAGAGCAAGGGAUUUAUUUCAUAAACGAAACUGAAGGAUAUGAAACUUAUGAGGAACCUAGUUAUUGUAGAAGUGGUGAGGACAUGCAACCUAAAUGAUAUAGUUAAUGGAUUGUGUUUAAUAUUAUGUACCAGUCAUGCCUCCGUGCAAUCUGUAUAUGAAUAAAUAAGCAACAUUUGAAUGUUCAUAAUCUUUUAUGAUGUGGUAUAACAUGGGUGAAAGGAUGAGUAAACAAUACAAGUACCGGCCCGAGUGGUUAAGAAUUUGACCCUUGUUGGAAUUGUUCUCAUUAUGGUUCUGCUAUCUGUGAAAUUUCCUUCGAUGCAUAUCAAUCUCAGGUUCUUGCAAUUUUCUUAUUGUGCUGUUUUAGGCGGUCUACAAGCAGCCUGUGUUGGCUGUGCUGGUUUUGCUGCAUUUUCAGUGCUGAUAGAGAAGUUUUUGGAUAGACAUGAUUGAAUUUGAGGGCAUUUCUAUGUUGCCCCAUUUUUGCAGACUAAAAGUGCACAGAUCAGUAGGAGAGAAAUAGCAUCUUGGCCUGCAGUAAUACAGAUGUUUUGCUUAGAUUCAACUUCAGCCCUUGUUAUUAUUAUUUAUCCCCUUUUAUAAAGGGAUGUACCAGCUAAAUUACAAAGCCAAUCAUUUUGUAUUAUGUUAUUCUGUUGACUGCAGUUCCAGUUUCAUAAUUUCAACAGAGGAUAUGUAACUGAGGAAAUUGAAUGGAUUAUAGAGAAUGUUUGCU
This is a messenger RNA of Prunus persica (peach), 1831 nucleotides long. Its product is annotated as cinnamoyl-CoA reductase 1-like. Gene Ontology annotation, molecular function: oxidoreductase activity, acting on the CH-OH group of donors, NAD or NADP as acceptor. Bases 145 to 1116 code for a protein of 323 amino acids. The transcript has 6 exons. Lineage: Eukaryota; Viridiplantae; Streptophyta; Magnoliopsida; Rosales; Rosaceae. The record is from RefSeq and is a predicted model, not a curated record.